This is a messenger RNA of Neltuma alba, 3260 nucleotides long. Its product is annotated as probable leucine-rich repeat receptor-like protein kinase At5g49770. Gene Ontology annotation, biological process: protein phosphorylation. Gene Ontology annotation, molecular function: protein binding; protein kinase activity; ATP binding. The coding region runs from base 110 to 3022 and encodes 970 amino acids. The record is from RefSeq and is a predicted model, not a curated record. The transcript is spliced from 19 exons. Lineage: Eukaryota; Viridiplantae; Streptophyta; Magnoliopsida; Fabales; Fabaceae.
CAGAAAUAUAUCAUAUUUCUGGUACGUUCCCAGCAGAGUUCUCAGACAAAACAUGAAGCAGAGGCUCCAUUAGUAAUAAUCAGACAGACAUUAAUUGACUGGUUCCAAGAUGGCGAUGAUACUUCCGACGUUGGUUUUUCUGGGAUUCUUGUCGCUUCAGAUUCAUUUGAUCUUCUCUUUCACUGAUCCUCAAGAUGUUGCAGUAGUAAGAUCUUUAAAGGAUAUGUGGCAAAACACACCACCCAGUUGGGAUAAAUCAGAUGAUCCCUGUGGAGCCCCUUGGGAAGGAGUCACCUGCAACAGAUCCAGAAUCACUUCACUGGGAUUGUCAACUAUGGGCCUCGAAGGCAAACUGAGUGGAGACAUUGGAGGUCUCACUGAGUUAAGAUCCUUGGACUUGUCGUUUAACAGAGGUUUGAAGGGUCCUCUGUCUCCACAAUUAGGAGACCUCAAAAAUCUAAAUAUAUUGAUUUUGGCUGGUUGCAGCUUCAGCGGCAAAAUUCCAAAUGAAUUGGGAAAUCUCUCCGAACUUUCAUUCUUGGCAUUAAAUUCAAACAACUUGUCUGGAGAUAUACCAACUUCAUUGGGUAAUCUUUCCAAAUUAUAUUGGUUGGACUUGGCAGACAAUCAAUUAACAGGGCCAAUUCCCGUGUCCACUCCCACAUCUCCUGGAUUAGACAUGCUUUUAAAGGCCAAGCACUUCCAUUUCAAUAAGAACCAGCUAUCAGGUCCCAUUCCACCAAACCUUUUCCACUCUGAGAUGGUACUCAUUCAUGUGUUAUUUGAUGGGAAUCGUUUAACAGGCACAAUUCCAUCAACAUUAGAAUUAGUUCAAACACUUGAAGUUCUUCGGCUUGAUAGAAAUUUCUUUACUGGAGAAGUCCCGUCAAAUCUCAACAACCUAACCAACCUCAAUGAAUUGAAUUUGGCACAUAAUAAAUUGACAGGUUCUUUACCAGAUUUGUCUCAGAUGGAUACUCUCAAUUACGUGGAUCUGAGCAAUAAUUCUUUUGAUCCUUCUCAACCCCCAUUAUGGUUCCAAACUUUACCAUCACUUACCACUUUAAUUAUGGAGUUUGGAUCACUCGACGGUCCUCUGCCAUCAAAACUCUUCAGCAGUCCCCAAAUACAACAAGUGAAAUUAAAGCACAAUACAUUGAACAACACUUUGGACAUGGGGGACAGCAUUAGCCCUCAAUUACAGCUUGUAGAUUUGCAAGACAACCAGAUUACUUCAGUAACACUCAGUUCUGGAUACAAAAAUACGUUGAUUUUGAUUGGAAAUCCAGUGUGCCUUACAGCUCUCUCAAAUACCAAUUACUGUCAACUACAACAACGACCCAAAAAGCCUUACUCUACCAGCUUGGCUAAUUGUGGAAGCAAAUCAUGUCCUACUGAUCAGAAGUUAAGCCCGCAAAGUUGUGAAUGUGCCUAUCCAUAUGAAGGAAUUUUAUAUUUCAGAGGACCCUUGUUUAGAGAAUUAUCAAAUGCAAAUACAUUUCAUUCUCUUGAGAUGAGUUUGUGGGUGAAGUUAGGCCUCACUCCUGGUUCAGUAUCAUUACAAAACCCAUUUUUCAAUAGUGAUGAUUAUCUUCAAGUGCAAUUAGCACUCUUCCCACCAACAGGAACAUACUUCAAUAGGUCAGAUAUUCAGAGAAUUGGAUUUCGAUUAAGUAAUCAAACUUACAAGCCACCACCAGAGCUUGGACCAUAUUACUUCAUUGCAUUUCCUUAUGCUUUCCCAGUUCAAACUGCUUCAGAAACUCGUGGAGCGGCUUCUCUAAGCAAGCCUGUUGUCAUUGGGAUAGCAAUUGGUUGCUCAUUUCUGGUAUUGAGCCUCGUAGGGCUAGGGAUAUAUGCCAUUAUACAAAAGAAGCGUGCAGAGCAAGCCAUUGUGCUAAGCAGGCCUUUUGCGUCAUGGACACCUAGUGGGAAGGAUAGUGGAGGAGCUCCACAACUAAAAGGAGCGAGAUGGUUUUCUUAUGAUGAACUCAAAAAGUGCACAUCAAAUUUCUCCCAUAACAAUGAGUUAGGAUUUGGAGGUUAUGGCAAGGUGUACAAAGGGGUGCUUCCUGAUGGACAAAUGGUUGCAAUAAAGCGAGCCCAACAAGGAUCAAUGCAAGGAGGACUUGAGUUCAAGACUGAAAUUGAAUUGCUUUCACGAGUUCAUCACAAGAAUCUUGUUGCCCUUGUAGGCUUCUGCUUUGAACAGGGAGAGCAAAUGUUAGUUUAUGAAUAUAUGCCUAAUGGAACACUCAGGGAUUGUUUAUCAGGUAGAUGUGGAAUUUAUCUAGACUGGAAGAGGAGGUUAAGAGUUGCUCUCGGAUCAGCAAGGGGACUUGCUUAUUUACAUGAACUUGCUAACCCUCCAAUAAUUCAUAGAGAUGUCAAGUCCUCUAAUAUCUUGCUAGAUGAGAAUUUGACAGCAAAAGUUGCAGAUUUUGGCUUGUCAAAGUUAGCAUCAGAUAGUGGAAAAGGCCAUGUUUCUACUCAGGUUAAAGGCACAUUGGGGUAUCUUGAUCCUGAAUAUUACAUGACACAGCAAUUGACCGAAAAGAGUGAUGUGUAUAGUUUUGGGGUUGUGAUGCUCGAACUUAUAACUGCGAGACAACCUAUCGAGAAAGGAAAGUACGUUGUGCGUGAAGUGAGGUCAUUGAUAAAUAAGAAUGAACAAGAGUAUUGUGGUUUAAGGGACAUGAUGGAUCCAGUGGUUAUAGAAACUUGUAAUCUUGGGGGGUUUCGUACGUUCUUGGAUCUCACAAUGCAAUGUGUUGAGGAAUCAGCUUCUGAUCGUCCAACAAUGAGUGAAGUUGUGAAAGCUCUUGAAAUCAUUCUACAAAAUGAUGGCUUGAACACAAACUCAACUUCUGCUUCCUCUUCUGCAACAGACUUUGCACUUUCUAAGACUUCUCUCACACAUCCAUACAUGGAUACUUUCAGCAGAAAGGACAUUAAUGAGACCAAUAGUGCAUUUGACUAUAGUGGCGGCUAUACACUUCCUGCAAAAAUCGAGCCGAAAUAGAACCAAACUAUUUAAAUUUGUCAAAAAUACUGUUGGUAGUUUUCAUGUCAUAUAAAUAUCAAGUUGUUUUCUACACUAUUUUUUCUGACAAGUAAGCUAUUGCAUUUGUAACUCAAAUGUUAUUAAUUCUUUAUCAGCAAUUUUGUAGUCAUUAAAAACUACACCAUAUCUUAUCAUAGAGUUAACUACCUAACUAUAUUUUUUUCCAUCAAAAUUCUUAUAAUAAUUUGUCAAACUA